Cotesia congregata is the source of this 1776-nucleotide messenger RNA. The record is from the annotation of a GenBank genome assembly. Lineage: Eukaryota; Metazoa; Arthropoda; Insecta; Hymenoptera; Braconidae.
CGGUAUGUUUGUGCUAAUACCGUUGGUGAAUAUUACUGUGGGAUGAAUGAGGAAGAGCUAUUAAAACGAUCCGCUGCUGAGCGGGACAGAAUAUUCAGCUGUUACGAUCGUGGUAGAGAGAAUGGUGCUCAGAUUGAUUCGUGGGAAGAUCCUGGGUAUGAAGUUUAUCAUACAACAGAUAGAUAUGGUUUCAUCCAUGAUAAAAGAUUGCCACGUAAAUUGGAGACCAACGAGAUUAAAAUGCAUCAGGUUGAAAUGGAGCGAGUAAAAAAGUGGGAGAAAAUGACAAAACAUUGGGAAAGUCCGGUUACCAAAGAAAAAUUAAGAAGAAGGGUUUACAAAGGGAUACCGGAUCGUUUUAGAGGACAAGUUUGGUCACUAUUACUUGGUAUUCAGGCAUUAAAACAGGAACAGGCUGGAAAAUAUGAGGAGAUGCUGCAGCUUGCCAGGCAGUGGUCCACUGAGAUUCGACAAAUUGAUGCUGAUGUUGCUCGACAAUACCGUGAUCAUAUUGACUACAGAUCAAUGUUUUACGUACUAGCAGCUUACAGUAUGUACAACAUGGAAGUAGGAUACUGUCAAGGAAUGUCAGUUUUAGCCGGACUAUUGUUAUUAUACAUGAAUGAAGAAGAUGCCUUUUGGGGACUGUCUAUCCUACUCGCAGAUAAGAAGUACAGCAUGCAUGGAUUUUAUAUUGAUGGGUUUCCAAAAUUAAACCGAUUUAUUGAGCACCAUGAUAAAAUAAUGAAUAAAUUUCUUCCGAAAUUAAAACGCAAAUUAGACAAAUGCGGAUGUGACUCGAUGCUUUAUGCGUUAAAGUGGUUUUUUGUUGUAUUUCAAGAACGCACACCGGUUAGUCUUGGUCUUCGUAUUUGGGAUAUAUUCCUGUUAGACGGGGAUCGCAUACUACCAGCGAUGGCGUACACGGUAAUGAAGCUUCACAAACGGUAUCUAAUGCCGUUAGACAGUCUCGAUGAGUUCUGUAACUAUUUACAAGCUAAAUUGGAAAAAGACUUUCGCUUUGACGAUGACACUGUUAUCACUUCAGUUGAACGUAAUAUGGAAGAACUGAAACGUAGUAAAUUAGAUUAUCCUGGAGCGCCAAUGCCACAUGAAUUACCACGAUUUCCACUUGGAACUUUUAAAGAACCUACUUUUACUAGUAAAGUUGGAAGACGAGCUGAAGAAUUCAGUGAAGCCCAAACAGUUUUGCGGGAAUCAGUGGCUCAGCGUAGAGAGAUGGCGACUAUCGAGGACCCACGAGGCAGUCCAAUACCAGGAGACCCACCUAGUAGCAGCGACCUUGGUGGUAUUUCGGAAAAUCAGACGACACACGAUGUACUUGCAGGAAGUAAAUUCUCGUUCGAUCCGAGCCUGGAUGACGGUGGAUCACCUACCGGAUCGAGACGUUCUCUAGCCGAUACAUCGGUUACUUCAACGGCAGACCUGUCGGUCUUUAGCUCAGCUACAAGAUCUCAAGCCCUGGAUAAUAGUCUUGAUACUCAGAGCAAUUUAUCCGUCGGCAGUUCUAAUAGUGGAGGACUUCCUACGCCUCGUGCGACUCCCCAUCAUCCCAGUCCGGAUAUUGUUCGAAUUUACGUACCUUACUCACCGCUAUCACCGGCCUCUUACGAAGAGGAUCUACAACGCACUCUUCCUCAUGUUCUUGAGACAAAUAAAAUUCGAAUAAAAAUAGACCCCGAUGAAACGCCAAUUGUUGAAAAUCUUAAACCGUUUUCUCUCGAGAGUCCUGAAGUUGAAUUAGACUUGAAAUAA